CCCCACGCGACGGGCCAGUGGUAGUUUCUCCUCUACAACGGUCAGUCGUAGCCUCGCCUCCGCCACGACGAGUCAGUGAUAUAUAUAGCCUAGUCUUCUCGAGGACGGUCAGUGGUCGCCUCGUCCUCUCCUCGACAGGCCAGUGGUAGCCUCGUCUUCUCCACGACGGGCAAGUGGUAGCCUCGUCUUCUCCACGACGGGCCAGUGGUAGCUUCGUCUUCUCCACGACGGGCAAGUGGUAGCCUCGUCUUCUCCACAACGGGCCAGUGGUAGCCUCGUCUUCUCCACGACGGGCCAGUGGUAGCCUCGUCUUCUCCACGACGGGCCAGUGGUAGCCUCGUCUUCUCCACGACGGGCCAGUGGUAGCCUCGUCUUCUCCACGACGGGCAAGUGGUAGCCUCGUCUCCUCCACGACGGGCCAGUGGUAGCCUCGUCUCCUCCACGACGGGCCAGUGGUAGCCUCGUCUCCUCCACGACGGGCAAGUGGUAGCCUCGUCUCCUCCACGACGGGCCAGUGGUAGCCUCGUCUCCUCCACGACGGGCCAGUGGUAGCCUCGUCUCCUCCACGACGGGCCAGUGGUAGCCUCGUCUCCUCCACGACGGGCCAGUGGUAGCCUCGUCUCCUCCACGACGGGCCAGUGGUAGCCUCGUCUCCUCCACGACGGGCCAGUGGUAGCCUCGUCCCUCCUUCGAAAAAAAUGAAACAUCGAACUAGCUCGUCUCGCUAGAACUGCUACUUAAUGAACCUGAAUUGUGAACGACUCUCAUUCGCUCAAAAAUGUUGUUAGUAGCCUAAUUAAAAUGAUUAAUACCCGUGCUGAAUCCAAAUUGUGUAAGUCAUUUCAUUGUGCAUUCACCAAAUGUAGCCAGUCUUCAGGCGGACAUUUGUACUGCACCUGUGCUACAGAAGCCAAUACAGAAUAAAUUAUACAAGAUAAAAUAAUAUAUGUGUGACAUUAAUUAGCAUCAUGUGUUUGUUACGACAGCUAUUGUUUUGUGUUGUGUGUGCGUGUGUUUGGCAGUGUGUUCUUGGAAGCAGCAUUGCCAAUUCCAAACUUAUAACUCGUCUGGUGCACUCCAACGUAAAUAUUAGAAGACAUCAACCGUCCCAAUUAUAUUUAGUGCGGAAUUACUUAAAUUCUCUUCAAAAAUCGAAUAUUUAUAACAAACGAACUAAAACAAACCCGAAGCAAGAAACUGGAGUUAUUAACCACCAUCAUUUCUCGAAUAGUGCUGACGAAACCCGAACAUUGACCGGGGUCCCAGAAGCUGUUCUUGCGGCACCGGUGCAGGGGAAUCAUGCGAGGACGCGAGGCUCCAGAACCCCACCAGCAGCUGCUGGUAUUCACAUCGACACUUCUCACCGCCCUACGCAUCCUUCUACCGCCACCACGGUCAAGACUCUUGUGACUGAAGCUCAGGUAGAUUUGGCCAAACGAAAGGAGUUGCCUGACGCUCAGGUAGACUUGGCAGGACGGCAGGAAUUGCCUGUCGCUCAGGUAGACUUGGCAGGACGGCAGGAAGUGCCUGACGCUCAGGUAGACUUGGCAGGACGGCAGGAAUUGCCUGUCGCUCAGGUAGACUUGGCAGGACGGCAGGAAGUGCCUGACGCUCAGGUAGACUUGGCAGGACGGCAGGAAGUGCCUGACGCUCAGGUAGACUUGGCAGGACGGCAGGAAGUGCCUGUCGCUCAGGUAGACUUGGCAGGACGACAGGAACUGCCUGACGCUCAGGUAGACAUAGUCAAACGACAGGACGUUCCCGACGGUCAGGUAGACUUGGUGAAACGACAGGAACUGCCUGAGGCUCAGGUAGACGUAACGAGAAAGGGACUGGAAUCGCUCACAACUGUUCUACCAGCUCCUUUGUCACAUGAAUUAAUGAUGAAUUAUGAUGAGGAGAUGGGUGGUGAGGAUGAGGUUGACUUUCUCCAAGGCACGGCACCGCCCUAUGUAUGUGACCUCUGCCCCACCACCGUGGACAACAAGAACCCUCUUUCACCCUGCAAGUGUGUGGGUAACUCCGGGAGUCUGGCGGGAGAGAUCAGCAUCACGUGCCCCGCCACCACCGCCACUACAGAGCAGCUUCAUGACCUCUUCACUCACACUGACUUCCUCACAAACAAAGUCUUCAGAUUCACGCUUCAGGGAUCGAACGUGACUGGGGUGCUGAGUCAGGACCUGUGGGGCGACCUAGUCUUUACUCAGGUACUCAUCACUUCCAACAAGUUCACUCAAGUCGACAACAAGGCCUUCAAUAACUCUGCCAACACACUCACUCUACUCAACCUUGACAACAACCAGAUCACUUACUACGUCACGUCGGGCGUGGACGACCUGCCCAAGUUGACGACGCUGGUGCUCAAGAGGAACCGCAUCCCCAUCGUCUUCACCAACGCCUUCAACUACUCCUCCCUCCGGGUCCUCGACCUCUCCAGUAACCUUAUAGACACCAUUGGGAAGAACGCCUUUGCAGAGCUGAAUAAGCUGGAGGAGCUGCACCUUCAGAGGAACCUCCUCACAAGGAUCGACGAUGAUUGCUUCAGGUUCUUCAAUCACAUCCCUUUCACCAACUUCCUCAUCAUCGACCUCUCCUACAACAAGAUCUCCUACAUCAGCGAAUACGCCUUCCGCGGACUACGGAACGUGCAGAUCAACUUGCAGUACAACCUCUUGACCACCAUCUCUGAGAAGGUCUUCCACCCCAUCAUCUUGGACAGCCUCUACUUCGUCUACUUCACCUUCGAAGGCAACAACAUCGUCUGCGACUGCAAGAUCAUGUGGGUAGUGGAGGACUCGGCCGUCAUGAGCUGCUUCGACAACUUCAUGUGUGUCAAUAUGGACGCCCCGGUCUACUCCCUCGAGCCGGCAGACCUCGGCAACUGCUCCAGCAACGCCCACCACUGAUAUAUGCCGCCUUCUCGGGGGGCUUCUUGGUGUACUGCCUUCUCGGGGGGUUUCUUGGUGCGCUGUCUUCCGGUUCUUGGUGCAACAGCCUUACGGUUCCCGGAGCAGUGUCUUCGGUUCCUGGUGCUGCCUUCCGGUUUAUGGUGUUCAAAUUCUGACAUUGCACCGUUUGCUUUACACACACACACACACACACACACACACACACACACACACACACACACACACACACACACACACACACACACACACACACACACACACACACA
Messenger RNA from Procambarus clarkii (red swamp crayfish), 3175 nucleotides. NCBI's taxonomy places the organism in Eukaryota, Metazoa, Arthropoda, Malacostraca, Decapoda, Cambaridae. The record is from RefSeq and is a predicted model, not a curated record.